Pipra filicauda (Wire-tailed manakin) is the source of this 681-nucleotide messenger RNA. Its product is annotated as keratin, type II cytoskeletal 60 kDa, component III-like. NCBI's taxonomy places the organism in Eukaryota, Metazoa, Chordata, Aves, Passeriformes, Pipridae. Gene Ontology annotation, molecular function: structural constituent of skin epidermis. The record is from RefSeq and is a predicted model, not a curated record. The transcript has 4 exons. The annotation marks the transcript as partial. Gene Ontology annotation, cellular component: keratin filament. Gene Ontology annotation, biological process: intermediate filament organization; keratinization.
AAUGGGAAGAAGAAGGUAGAGGUCGGUUGGUGUCUCGGGGAUGAGAUCAAGGACGUGAAGGAGCAGGUGGGGCAUCUCCAGUCGGCCAUCGCCGAGGCCGAGGAGAGGGGGGAGAUGGCCCUCAAGGACGCCCGGAUAAAGCUGGAGGAGCUGGAGGCAGCCCUGAGCAAGGACAAGGAGGAGCUGGCCCGGCUGCUGAAGGAGUACCAGGAGCUGCUGAACGUCAAGAUCGCGCUGGACGUGGAGAUCGCCAUGUACAGGAAGUUGCUGGAGGGGGAGGAGAACAGCUCCAUCACUGGCAGGUGCCCACUUUUAGUGAACCUCACCGUGGUCGGCAGGACCACCACCGUGAGCGGAGGCAGAGUCGGCGGGGUGGGAGGAGGAUUCGGCGGCAGCGGGAUCGGAGGAGGAUUCGGAGGCAGCGGCCGGGGAGGAGGAUUCGGCGGCAGCGGGAUAGGGGGAGGAUUCGGCGGCAGCGGGAGGGGAGGAGGGGUGUGCGGCGGCGGAGGCAGCAGCUUCGGCGGCGGCAGCGCGGGCGGCAGCUGCGGGCUGGGCGGAGGGGUGUACGGCGGGGGCUUCUCCUCCGGCAGCGGGAGGAUUUGCGGCUCCGGCGGGGGCUCGUCCUCGGUGCGGAGAUGCGUCACCACCACCUCGGUGAAGUCCUCGGGGGUGCGGUUCUGA